UUCUUUUUUUUUUCCUUCUUUUUCCUUUUUCUGUCAGCUCUUGACUACUGUAUGUCCUCCCAGUCAUUCCCAGGGAAAUAAUGUUCUUUACAGGCUGGAACUUAACCAAUGACCUAUAUACACUGAUAGACAGAACCGUAGUGUGCUACCUGUGCAUUUUGCUACCUGCUUGCUGAUUAACAAAAUCCCUUGGCAUGGCUGUGUGGGACCCUGGGUGAUUAGGAUGGCUUUCAAAAAUCAGGUUUUGUUCUGUGGUUGCCAGUCAGUCUGCCACCUAACUAGCAGCUUGGUCUUUUGGGAAGGUGAAGUUUAGCUUGCUUUUAAUUUCUGUUAUUUAGCUUCAGGUGUUCUUGUCCAUCCUCUUUGUAUUUGGUAACAAGACUUGUUGGGACAUCAGUGAGCCUUAGGCUUAGGAAGCUGAAGUGACAGCUGAGGGGAAAGGGUAGUGCUAGUGUACCAAAUGUGUAAACCUGAGGCUAGGAAAGCUGAGAUCUUCGUCUGUCCAAUAGAACUAUUGGAUUCAUAUACAACAGAACACUUGCUAUUUAUUGGAAUAGCUGGAAAAGAAGGCUGUGUCUCCUGGGGAAAAUAAAAAGCAAAAAAAAACAAAUGACAGUGCCUUAAAGCUCAUCUGUAUUGCCCAUGAAGAAUGAGAUGGCUGUGAGGAAGUUGAGAAAAUGUGCCAAGACAGCAAGUAGCCUGUACUAAAGGCAAACAGGACAUGAAUGUCAGUUUUCUUGUGUGCAACCAAGUGGAGGUAACCAGGAUGGUCUUGGGAGAACUGAGCUGGGACUCUCAAAACUUAGAGAGCUGUCUGUUGCUCAUAUGUAUUGCUUGGAAAAUUCUGUAGAAGAACAAGUGUCUCUCAGGGCUUUCUCAGACUUUUAUUUCAGCCUGUUAUGAGUCAGGUCUUUCCUUAGCAUACAUGUUUUGGGUUAGAAAAGAAGCAUCUAGAGCACUUGGGGCAGAAGCGGCAUUUCUUUGCCUGUAUUUGAAAGGCUGCACUAGUGUUGGUAGGGCCAGGAGGUGGUUAUUGUUAGAGUUGUCUCUCCAUACUUCAAAUUUGUUUUCUCAAACAGUAAAGAGAAAGGGAGAGGUGGAAGGAUUUAUUACAUAAUAAGCUGCAGUGGUAACUAAAUUGUCAAAGACUUAAGAAGAGUAGGGGUAGGAAGCUAAAAGUGUCCUGAAACUGUCAUUGAAAAGUUUCAGAUUACUCUGUACUAGACAGCAUCUUGACUACUUCCAUCACUUCCGUUUGUUAAAACAGUGUUUCUUAAAAUUUAGUUUGUGCUGAGUGCUUGCUUGGUUGAAUGAUAUUCAACCAAUGAUAAAUUCAGUAUCACUUGAAUUUUAUCUCUUACUGCUAACGGGGUUGGUUCCCAAUCAUAAAAAUCUCUCUUAAUCUCUUAAGAUGCUGUGUGGUGUUCCUUAAGGCAUGUAUCUCAGUCUUGUUAUAUAACUAGAGAUAUGGCAGACCUCAGAGGGAUACCUGUCUAAUCUAGUCUAGAUUUUGGGACUUAAUGUAAGCAAAUUCUGAACUUUCUUUAAAAGCUGAUAUAGGCUUGGUAACUGUAGACUUUGUGGUAUGCUUAGAGAUGUGUUAUCAGGACUUUCUUCAAGAAGGGAAAUGGCCACUGGAGACUCAUACUGUUACUGCUUUUGAGAAGGAGAAAAUGAGAAUUAGCUGACAAGAAAUUCAGUGUAAUAUGUGACGCUAUGCAAAAAUGUUCAGGUGUUGCAUUUUAAGGAUUUAGAUAAUUUCAAGAUCCUACUUAGUUUGUGUGCUCCGCUGCUGAAGUGUUAGUUCGCUUUGUAUCUGAAGUAUUUCAUUUAUCCUCCAAAUUAUACUAAUAAUCACUGAGGAUGAUAAAACAUACCUAUACAAUUUUCUAGUGCUAAUGUACUAGUAGUACUAGUACAAUUUUCUAGUGCUAAUGUACUGUAGUUUAUUUCUUAAUGUGCUGAAGAAUAGCAAAGUAAUCUUUAACACUCUUCCACUUAGAGACAGAUUGAACACAGUAGGUAGUUUCUGUCAGAGUGUGUGUAACCAAAGACAUGUAUUUUUAGGUUACUUUCUCCCAGUAGCAGCUGAUUUCCUGUAUUUCAGCUUCUUGGAAGAUUUGAGGUGAAACUUAACUCUUCAUUUCUGGCUGUUUUUGUUUCAAGUACAGGUAAAACCUGUAUUUCCAGUAUAGAAAACACUUCUUUGUGUAGAACAUGCUUACAUGACUAAUACCUGUUUUCUGUAUGGCACUUGAAUUGCAUAAAUGUAUGACUGCUUCUUGUAAUACAGUAACUGGAUAUGCUGCAGUUCAUAUUUACAGUAGGAAACAAGGUAAAAGCUAUCUCACUUUUUUGAACACGAGAUAGUUUGUUUAUUCCUUAUGUCAGUAGUGUUUCUUCUAAACAAAUCAACAGAGCUAGUCUUUGAGACUGCUCCAGGCUAAUCUGGCUGAAAACUCUAGAUAGCACUAAUAUUUUAUACCCUUGUUAGUUUUGUUACUGGAAAGACUUAAUAUUUUAUUUUAAUUUGAUAUCUGCAAGCCUUAAAUAUGCUAUAUGUAGAACACCUGUCCAGUACUGUUUGGUAAAUGGAUAAAGAAAAAAAUGCACUUCUUUCCUUCUUUUUUGUUAGAGCAAAUGAAAUUCAUUUAUGACUAAUCUAGAUUUAGUGGAUCAGUUCACAUUGUACUUAAGCUUCUAACUUACGUGGGAAGACAGUAAGGUUUUGGAUGAGAAUAGUUAAAAUAUAAUUUCUGUACUACUAUUUAAGUGUUGGGAUGUCCUUGUAUUUCAGAUGAAGUUGAGAUCAGCUGGGUUCCUUCUUUCCUGAAGAGGCUUUAGUGGUUAAUCACUAGAUAAUGGCACUGAAGAAGUUAAGCUGCCAUUCAUCACAUCUGCAUUUUUACAGAUGAAUCUAAUUAUCUAAUAAAAUUACAUUUUUAAGUUUGUUUUUAUGUUCUUUAGGAUAUAAAUUAAAGGUAACUGGCAAACCACAAGCAAUAGGCAAUGUCUUCUAAUUCAGUAAUCAACUUGUGGAGUAGCUCCCCUCCUUUGUAUGAAUGUUUUAAAGCUGUAGCAAGUGUUCAGAGUGCUCUGCAAACAGGAAAAUUUGUUUGUUCAUUCCUUCAUGCUACUAUUGUUCUUUGGUCACAGCUCCUCUAGAGGGAAAGAAUAAAGCUGCUGAAGAAUUAAAUAAUGACAUUGAGGCACACCUGAAUACUUCUGUUCAUCCCAUAUGAAUUUAAGCAUGGUGGUUGGAGUGACAGGUCAUCUCAUACUUCUGCAUGAGAGGAACAGAUUCAGAGAGCGAACAUCUUUGGCAGUUAAAAGUAUUGUGGUAAAUGGCCUGAUUAACAUCAGUAUCUCAACAAUUGAGAAGCGCUAUGAGUUGAACAGCUCCCUUACUGGCUUGAUAUCUGCAGGCUAUGACAUUGCUUUUUGUGUAUUGUCACUGUUUGUAUCUUUCUUUGGAGAAAGAGGGCACAAACCACGAUGGCUGGCUUUCUCAGCUUUUAUGCUGGGAUUGGGUUCACUUGUGUUUUCCUUACCGCACUUCAGUACUGGAAAAUAUCACUAUGGAGGUAAACUUGAAGAUACAUGUCAAAUUUCAGGAACAAGCUCUGCUAAUUUCACUUGCAGUGCCAGCGCAAAGUCUUCACUUUCCAAUUAUCUCUAUGUUUUUAUACUGGGACAGCUGCUGCUGGGAGUUGGAGGAACUCCACUGUAUACUUUGGGGACAGCUUUUAUUGAUGAUAGUGUUCCAAAGCACAAAUCUUCCCUUUAUAUAGGAAUUGGCUAUGCUAUGUCAUUGCUUGGGCCUGCUAUCGGCUAUGUCUUAGGAGGACAGCUACUUAAUGUUUAUAUUGAUAUUGAGAUCCCAGAAAGUACACAGAUGGACCAAGAUGACCCACGCUGGCUUGGAGCAUGGUGGAUAGGAUUCCUUGCAUGCUUUUUUGCAAUUUGGUUUCUGAUAAUACCGUUUUCAUGCUUUCCAAAAUACUUGCCAGGCACAGCAAAAAUACAGGCUGAAAAAAUCUCUGAAACCCAUAACGAUGGAAGUGAGGCACUUGUUGAAACCAAGAAUAUUGGAAAAAAUUUUAAAGACUUUCCUGUUGCUCUCCUGAUUUUGUUGAAGAAUCCAGUGCUUAUGAGUCUAAUAAUAGCCAGUACCUCUGAAGCUUUAGUUACCACUGGCUUUGCCACAUUCCUGCCAAAGUUUAUAGAAAAUCAGUUUGGAAAGACAUCAAGUUUUUCAGCAACUCUUGGAGGGCUUGUAUUAGUUCCAGCAGCAGCAAUAGGCCAAGUCAUAAGUGGCAUCUUGGUAUCCAAGUACAAAAUGGAUUGCAAAAACAUAAUCAAGUUCAUGAUAGGCACUUGUUCAGUUGCCUUCCUGUUAAACACAGUCUUUUUAGUUGCUAAAUGUGGGAAUGAACCUUUUGCCGGUGUUACCGAAACAUAUAAUGGAACAGGCAUGCUACAUAACUUAACAGCGCCAUGCAAUGCUAACUGCAGAUGCUCCAGCUCCAGAUACUACCCAGUUUGUGGCAGAGAUGAAGUCCAGUACUUUUCUCCAUGUUUUGCAGGAUGUGCGUCGUAUAAUCUUAAUAACAAGAAAAAGACUUACUACAACUGUUCCUGUGUUGGGAAGCUGAAGAGAGAAAAUGUUUCAGAGGACUUUCUCUUUGAAGCUAUGCCUGGGAAAUGUCCAACACGAUGCAAACAUUUACCUUUAUUUCUGAUCUUUUUCUUUUUUGCUGUUGUUUUUACAUUUAUGGCUGUUACUCCAACUACUGUGGCCAUUCUCAGAUGUGUGCCAGAUAAGCAGCGCUCAUUUGCUCUUGGAGUGCAGUCAGUGUUUCUACGACUACUAGGUACUGUUCCUGGACCAAUUUUGUUUGGUGUUGCAAUAGAUAACAGUUGUUCUCUGUGGGAUGUUGAUGAAUGUAAAACUAAAGGAGCUUGUUGGGUUUAUGACAAUGAAAGAAUGGCAUAUCUUUUGAUGAGCAUAAGUGCUGCUUGCAAAAUCAUCACAAUCAUCUUUGUGGUCAUGGCAGUAUUUUUGUAUAAACCUCCACAACCAAGGCCAGCUCUGCCACAGAAGGAUUCAGAAAUGGUAUCUUCUAUACAUGCAUAAAUCGUGAGCAAAUCAGUGACUUUCAGAAGAAACUAAAGAGUAAGCUCUGUUGUGUACAUUUGAAAAAAGACCCUUACAUUUCCAGUAUAAUUUUUAAUGUUGAAUUUAUAACUUGAAUGAAACGUGGUAGAAUAUUCCAAUCCUUGUUUUUCCCCUCCUCCCCCCAGCCCCCCCAAAAAAGGAAAAAAUAACCUGAACUGGACUGACUGUGAGCCACAUAUGUGGAACCUGGUUUAUUAAAAGGAACUGUCACUGUUUAAAAUGGGGAUUAUUAUAAUGUGCACAUCUUCUGGACUAAUACGUUAGGUAUGGAUUUUGACUGUAGAUAUACCAGGGGAUAUGCAAGAAUGGAUAUGUUUUGAAUAUUUUUACGUGUUAUCUUAAUGGUGUACAUUCUCUUCUUAAUAUUUGUAGUAAACUGUACAUAGUUAUAGGCAGCUGGAUUUGUGACAGCAAAAUGUUAUUUAAGUGCCUUAGUUUCUUUUUGAAAUGUAUAUAGAAAGAUGCUAUCGAGCUCCUUUCUUUAGGCAUAGUUAACAUUUUUUCUAUAAAACUUUGAAAAUAAAAUCUAUUUUCUUACAAUUUCUGUGUAUGUGAUGUUAUUUCUAUAUGACUGAAUCCUAGACUUCGCAACUCAAAGAAAUGCUGAAAAAUGGCAGAGAGUAGGUAUGCAAGCAGCAAAAGUAGAAAAAUGUGUCUUUAGUUAUUCCUCUCCACUUGUGCACUGUCCACUAUUAAAACUAUUUUUGCUUAGUGCAGCAGAUGUGACGUAGCCACUGGUAUCAAAUAUUAAACUUCAUUGCCCACUACUGAAUCAUUCAGUAUUGGCUGGAUUAUUUCUAUGAGCAAGAUAUUCUCUGCACUUGUUUCAGUUAAUAUAAAGUUAAUCAAAAUUCCUUUAUAUUUUUUUUUAUGCUAGAACUGUUCAGAAGAGUGGAAGAAAAAAAACACAGUAGAAUGCACAACCUUAAAACACAAGGCUUCAUGUUUUUUUGAGACAGAGGAGUAAAGUAGUAGAAUACAGCUGAACUUAUGCUUUCUCCAGUUGAAAGUCUCCUGAUAACAGAGCUGCUUUAUAAUUGAGCUUAUAGAGGGUGGUUAACUUCCCUUGAAAUAACUAAAUACUGAUCUUCUCUAAAGUUUAGAAAUAACAACCUAAAACUUUGAGUUUGGUUUUCGGCUCUGAUUUGCUUUGUGUAGGGUAUAGCAAAUCACUUAAUUGUAUUAAAGGUGUGUGUUAUGGUGGCUAAAUUGGCAAACUUGCUUCUCAGUCUGACUUAAGAUAUGAUAUCAUUGUUUAGUUUCUACUGCUUAGCAUGAUUGAACAUAUUACAAAAUUGUGGGACAGAGAAACAGGAUAUUCCUCCUCUUCUGAGGAAGUUAUUAGAACUUUUAGUUGCUACUGGAGUGGUUAUUUGGGUGGAGGAGGAAGGAAGUAUUGCUGUGGUAUAAAAUUACAGUUGAAUUAAAAGUUGCAACAGCCUUCAUUUUUGACUUGCUAAAGAUUGCACUCACUAAUUUAGGAGUACCACCAGAAUGACUAGAAGGGAAACCAAAUAUUUUAGAACUGGGGAGGCUUACUUAUUUACCUUGUAAUAUAGCAAUAUUCAUUCUGCAAACAGUUGUGGCAGAUGGUAUGUCAAAGGCUCUACUAAGCUGAGACAAACAUCACAGACAAGUUGACAAAGUAGCUUAGGUAACUGAAGGUGGAUUAAAAACUGCCUAAAUGCCUGGGCCUAGUGGGUUAAAAGUCCAGUUGGAGUCAAGGCCCUAGUGGUCUUACCCCUGAGAUCAACUGGGGACAGUCCAGUUCAAGUUAAUGGCCUGUAUGAUAGAUUCAAAGUAUACACUCAAUGAAAUCUCAGCCAGAAACCUGUGGUGGGUGGUUGAUGGACCACCUAGGGGCACUGUGAGAAAGUGGUGAAAUGGAUCAAUAGAAAUCUCGUGAAGUUCAACAAGAAGAAAGGUGAAGUUCAGCAUAUGUGGCAGAAUGGCACCAAGUGUGACUGUGGAGCCAGAGGGAAAGCAGUGAACGAUGUUGGUUGUACGAUGGACAAGCUGACUGUGACACAGCAGAGCCCAUUCUGCAAAAAUGCCACUGGAAUCCUGUCUACAUUAAGUACAGCAUUGCUAGCAAUUUGAACUCUACAUAACACAGCUGUUGUGCUGUGUCUGGUUCUGGUCUCCAGUAUAGGAGAUCUGUAGGUGUACUGAAAUAAGUGAGGGGGCAGGGUUACAAAGAUGGCUAAGAAAACAGAACAUCUUUCAUAGGGAUAGUCUGAGAAAGCUGGAAAUGCUCCCAUCAGCAUGGAGAAAACACUUAGAAAUAUGCAUAAAUAUCUCAUGGUAGGGAAUGAAAAGAAGCAAGCCAAACUCUUCUCAGUACUAUCCAGCUGACUAGACAAGAACAAAUGGUUGCAAACUGAAACAUUAAAUUCUAUUGAAACUCAAGAAGGUUGUUGCUGUUUUCUUUUUUUAACUCAGGGUUUUCAAGUGUUAGAACAGGUUGUGGAAUCUCCAUUCUUGGAAAUGUUUAAAAACUGGACAUGGUCCUGUGCAGGGUUGUUGGGCUAGGUGAUCUCAAGAGGUUGUUUCUAAACUAAACAGGUCUGCGAUUCUGUGAAAUAUUUGUCAUUGUGGUGGCUCUUGUUCCCCAUUCUAUACGAUGUGUAACUUCUGUCUGGAUUCUUGCAAGGGAAGACCUUCCUGUUAUUGCACAGUGUCUUUUUUUUUUUUUUUUUUUUGGUAUGCAUAUGUAUCAGCUUGUACAUUACACUAAACCAUGUUUAGCAACUAAUGUAAUGUGUAUGUCUCACUGGGUGAUACUAGUUCUGUUCAUACUAACAGUGUAAUCUUGAUAAACAAAACAUUUCUAACAGCAA
Molecule: messenger RNA, 8019 nt
Organism: Numida meleagris (helmeted guineafowl)
Lineage: Eukaryota; Metazoa; Chordata; Aves; Galliformes; Numididae
Gene: SLCO4C1
Product: solute carrier organic anion transporter family member 4C1
Exons: 14
Coding region: 3239-5137 (632 amino acids)
Biological process (GO): sodium-independent organic anion transport; transmembrane transport
Cellular component (GO): membrane
Molecular function (GO): protein binding
Source: RefSeq, a predicted model, not a curated record